CCUGUAGGCGUCCGUUGGGGAUCCGGCGCGUUGCUGUUUGCUUUGCGUAAUCUCCCGAGACUUUGACAGCAAAGGAUAAAGCGGUUGCUGUGUUGCAUAAUUUGUGCUUAAAGUGGGGUUUAGUAAGCACGCUUUGUGUUGUUUUAAAGUGAAUUGUGAAGCUGCGUUGAGAGCUAAUCUUGGUAGAAGAUCAGCAGAGAAUUAGUGGAAGAGAAUUAAAGAAAGGAGUGAUUCACCCGUGGAGACCGCGGUUCAGAAACAUCUGGCAGCAACCCAAAAUAGCAGCUGAAAUAAUGGCGGAUGCUGUUCUGAUCGGGAGACUGGUGGAACCCGAUGUUUUUAACGGAUUUACUGAAUUUAAGAUGCAAACUGUUAUGGGGUCAUAAAUGCUACUGUAAUCACUGGGCUCACUUUUCAGCUGCUUGGAAACAUUGUCUGCAAGAUGAACUUCUUCCUGGAAACACUGCUUUUCAUUGGAAAGUUACUCUAUCUGACUCUGGAGUCUUUAUUUUUAUUGUUUAUCCCUGCACGGAAGAAGAAUGUUUCUGGUGAAAUAGUGCUUAUAACUGGAUCUGGAAGUGGAAUUGGGAGGCUUAUAGCUUUAAAAUUUGCCAAGCUCGGAGCCACCUUGGUUCUGUGGGAUAUUAAUCAAGAAGGGAACAAAGAGACAGCCAGAUUGGUGAGAGAAAAUGGAGGUGUGAGGGUGCAUGACUACACGUGCGACUGUAGCAAGAAACAGGAGAUCUAUCGAGUGGCAGAUCAGGUUAAAAUGGAAGUUGGUGAUGUUGGUAUCCUAAUUAACAAUGCUGGAAUUGUAACUGGGAAGAAAUUCCUUGAUUGUCCAGACUCACUGAUAGAAAAGACAAUGGAAGUGAACACAAUGGCAAACAUCUGGACUUGCAAAGCAUUUCUUCCAGCAAUGAUGGCAGCUAACCAUGGGCACUUAGUAACUAUUGCUAGUUCAGCUGGUUUGUUUGGAAUAAGUGGAAUGACAGAUUACUGUGCAAGCAAAUUUGCAGCUGUUGGCUUCCUUGAGGCUUUAGUAGCGGAGAUGAAGCACUUGAAAAAGACUGGCAUUAAAGCCACAAUUGUCUGCCCAUAUUUCAUAUCCACUGGGAUGUUUGAAGGUUGUAAAUCAAAGUUACCCCAUGUGAUUCCUGUUCUAAAGCCAGAAUAUACAGCAGAGAAAAUUGUGACCAGUGUCCUACGGGAGGAAUUUUAUGUGAUCCUUCCACGAUUCGUAACCUUGGGACUUAAACUGAAACAUUGGUUGCCUCAAAAAAUCGCUACUGCCAUUAGUGACUAUAUUGGAUUGCCCAGUUUGAUGGAUACUUUUGUAGGCCGGCAAAAGAAGAGAUGAAUGCAAUAAACUUCUGAAAUCUGCAGCAAAAACAAGUUUUUUCUUCAUGAAUUUUUAUCUGUGUUUCAGUACUUAUGUGGAAUUCCAUAUUGCCAGAUUUUUUUCCUUUAGUGAAUCUGUCUGCAUAAUGAAUCAGGGUUAGUAUGGAUCAUGUUUAGUCUUAUAGUGGUGAAGGUGUAUGACUGACCUUCAUUACAACUGUCUUCAGGAUAUUUUGCUAUUUAGCUUUAUAAAAUGUACGUAUAUUUUGUGUGUAUAUAUACACAUAUAUGCACACACCUCAUUGCACUGAAAUCUUUGAACAAAUGUCUUUUGGAUGUUUGUAGGCUUUUCUGUGUUUAUCUUUUUACUUAUAAAUUAAAACAUGAAUCUGUUUUUUAAAAAUACAUAUGUCUUCAGGCAAGAGAUAAUUCAUGAUACAGUUGAUAGUAUUGACCAGUGCCAUCUAGAGAGUGUUAUGACAGAAGAAGAUUUUGGCUAUCCAGCUCUCCGGAUAAAAUAUGCCUAAUAUAUGAAUAAACAUUAUAAGGACCCCAAUAUUAAGCCCAUUGACAUUGUGAAAACUGGAAGUCAGUGCCACCACAAAAUGGCUGCUAUGGGUGCAGUCAUAGAAUGUUGAGAAGUUGCAAGCCAAGCAUCCUCCUGUGAUGGAGGCAGCUGCUUCUGAAUAGUUUCCCCCUGAGUUCUUCUGAAACACCAGCAAAGUGGAAUAAAGCCAGGAAGAUGCCUUAGAAAAGACAUCCUUUGUCAAGAAGCACUCAGUAACCAAUUGGCAGGCCCCAUGAUUCCCAUAAGUGCCUCACUGGAGACUACUGAUGUAAACUAAUAGUAAAAUGCCUUUCUUUUAGGACUGUUUUGAAAUGGUUAGAAUCUAAAUAAAUAAUGCAUUUAUUCAAUAUA
Messenger RNA from Sphaerodactylus townsendi, 2260 nucleotides. Its product is annotated as epidermal retinol dehydrogenase 2-like. Gene Ontology annotation, cellular component: lipid droplet. The record is from RefSeq and is a predicted model, not a curated record. The coding region runs from base 443 to 1360 and encodes 305 amino acids. NCBI's taxonomy places the organism in Eukaryota, Metazoa, Chordata, Lepidosauria, Squamata, Sphaerodactylidae. The transcript has 7 exons. Gene Ontology annotation, molecular function: oxidoreductase activity, acting on the CH-OH group of donors, NAD or NADP as acceptor.